Castor canadensis (American beaver) is the source of this 686-nucleotide messenger RNA. It is a transcript of the gene Dnlz, whose product is annotated as DNL-type zinc finger. The record is from RefSeq and is a predicted model, not a curated record. Gene Ontology annotation, molecular function: zinc ion binding; protein-folding chaperone binding. Gene Ontology annotation, cellular component: mitochondrion. Gene Ontology annotation, biological process: protein stabilization; protein import into mitochondrial matrix; protein folding. NCBI's taxonomy places the organism in Eukaryota, Metazoa, Chordata, Mammalia, Rodentia, Castoridae.
CUCGACCUCGUCGGGCGGGGCGGUGCCAGGAGGGGCGGCUGGGGCAGUAGAGCGGGAUGUGGCGGACGGCGCUGGGCCGCGUGCCGACACUGCUGUGGAGCGGACGACCCCGUGGGCCAGGCCUGAGGCGGCUGUGGGGCCAAAGGAAUCCCUCGAAGGUCGCGGGAAGGCGACGAGACUGGGGCUGGCGGCGCUCGACCUCCGGGCCGGGGCCCGCGGCGGCUCUCGGGCGUGUGGAGGCGGCGCACUACCAGCUUGUCUAUACCUGCAAGGUCUGUGGAACUCGGUCCUCCAAGCGCAUCUCAAAGUUGGCCUAUCACCAGGGUGUGGUCAUUGUGACUUGCCCUGGCUGCCAGAACCACCACAUCAUCGCAGACAACCUGGGCUGGUUCUCCGACCUGGAUGGAAAGAGGAACAUUGAAGAAAUCCUGGCAGCCAGAGGGGAGGAGGUACGCCGGGUAGCUGGUGAGGGAGCCCUGGAAUUGACUUUGGAGACUGAGGGGGCUUCUAGCCCUGCUACUGCCUCGGAAGCGGGUGAGGGUGAAGAUCCCACCCACCCUGACCAGAUGGAACGGAGCUGACUCUAGUGGUCCCUCGCCUGUGGACUCCCUGCCUUCCAGGAAGAUGCUACAUUCAGCCCCAGCCUCUUGGACUCCUGUUUCCUGUCAGUAAACAGAUGUGACCUC